Messenger RNA from Trichosurus vulpecula (common brushtail), 1026 nucleotides. RefSeq names its product A-kinase anchor protein 7-like. The record is from RefSeq and is a predicted model, not a curated record. The transcript is spliced from 4 exons. The coding region runs from base 1 to 1026 and encodes 341 amino acids. Gene Ontology annotation, cellular component: cytosol. Gene Ontology annotation, molecular function: protein kinase A regulatory subunit binding. NCBI's taxonomy places the organism in Eukaryota, Metazoa, Chordata, Mammalia, Diprotodontia, Phalangeridae.
AUGGAAACUCUGCAGCAAGACGCUGAGUGUGCUUUUUCCCUGCGUUCCCCAGCCAGAGCAGAGAACUUUGAGUGGGACUUUGGGUGCCACAUGGAAGCCUGCGAUGACAGUGUGCUGCUGAAGAACAAAGCCGACCCGCGUGUGGACCAAGGAGUGCUGAGAAAGGACUUGAGGCUAGUGGUACCUGUUGUAACCGAAAUAAAUUUGAAGAGAGGACAGGAAAAUAUGGUGCCAGGGAAAGAAGAUCCAAUGAAGAAGAAGAAGAAAAAGAAAAAAGAUUAUCGACCUAAUUAUUUCCUCUCUAUUCCCAUCACCAACAAAGAGAUUACAAGAGGAAUUCAGACUCUGCAAAACACAAUAAUACAGCAAGAUAAACGACUCUCCAAAGUAAUGACCAAUUGUGGUUCCUUCCAUGUUACCCUCCUUGUGAUGCAUUUACUAAAUGAAGAGGAAGUUAACAUAAGUAUAGGUGCUCUUUUGGAGACAAAAACACUAAUAGAAGAAAUACUACAAGGAAGAGAUUUAAAUUUACCCUUUCAAGGAAUUGGUAAUUUUGGAAAUCAGGUUGGAUUUGUGAAGUUGGCAGAAGGUGAUCAUGUAGCUACACUUCUUGAGAUAGCAGAGGCAGCUAAGAGAGCAUUUCAAGAAAGAGGUAUCUUGGCAGGAGAAAACAGAAGUUUCAAGCCCCAUCUGACCUUCACGAAACUGUCAAAAUCACCAGAGCUCAGAAGAAAGGGAGUGAACAGAAUAGACCCUGAACUCUAUGAAAAAUUUGCAGACCACAAAUUUGGAGAAGAAUCAUUGUACCGAAUAGACCUUUGUUCCAUGCUGAAGAAAAAGCAAAACAAUGGCUACUACCACUGUGAAUCUUCCAUUGUGAUUGGCAAGAAACCUGCCAUAAUCAUGGACUUAAUUAAGGAAGCUUUGCUUGGAGAAAGGCUGGGUGUGUUGUCCAAAGUCAAACAGAUAAAGGACCUUUUAUCAAAACCUGAGAUCCAGGCUCAAAUCAAGAGUUAUUUGAAGUAA